AUGAAAGAGACUGAGAUUAGCAUAGAAAACUUUGCAUAUGCGAAAAUGUUUAUGCAUGGUUUGAAAAACUCCUAUGAUGACGUAUGCGGGAUACUGAUUGGAAAAUAUUACGACGUCGAAAAGAAGAAACAGAAAUGUGUUAUUACUGAUAGUAUUCCCUUGUUCCAUACCCACAUACUGAGCCCCUUCCUGAAUUUGGCCUUCACCUUGGUGGAAAACCACUACAAAGGCAAAGAAGAAAGGAUCCUCGGGUACUACCACAUAAGCACGGAGGACUCAAAAAAUGAGGACAUACAAAGCAUAAAAGUUUGUGAGCUAAUAGCCAACAAAUUGGUGAAGAAUUAUAGCGAUGCCAUCAUAUGCCUAGUUCAGUUGUCCAAGUUGGAGCGUGAUGAUGCCAACUGCUUAAACGUGUUCAUGCAGGACGAUGCCACGGAGGAAUGGAAAAAUUGUGACGUGAAAGUAACACGAAAUAAUAAGGACUUCCUGAAAAUGAGCCUUUCGAACAAUAAAUACCUGAACCUACACGAUUUCGACGACCAUCUGAAUUGUAUUAACCACGAUUUUAUGAAUCCAAAUUUGUUUAAUAAUAUUCAAGAAGGGGUAUAA
Plasmodium knowlesi strain H is the source of this 609-nucleotide messenger RNA. Its product is annotated as ER membrane protein complex subunit 8, putative. The record is from RefSeq and is a predicted model, not a curated record. Bases 1 to 609 code for a protein of 202 amino acids. NCBI's taxonomy places the organism in Eukaryota, Apicomplexa, Aconoidasida, Haemosporida, Plasmodiidae. The transcript is spliced from 4 exons. Gene Ontology annotation, cellular component: EMC complex.